AUAAAACUAGCCAACUUAAAGCAAUCUGAAUUUAGUACGCAUUCUAAGUUCUACACGCAUGCGGCACGCUUGCGCUCUCCUAAUAGAAAAUGCUUUCCAAAUUACUUAUCUUCCAUGCUCUCAUUGCGUUGAGUAUCGCCGAUGUCAGCCAUUUGAAACUCGCUUACUUGCCUCCUUACCACAGUAAACCACAUCACAUUGCACCAAGUCAAGAACUUGCAGCGCCGCAGCAACCACCAGUACAACACGAUGAAGUACCACAGGCUCAACUGGAUGUUAUUUUACUUGACGAAUCGGCCAAUGGUAACUCACAUGCUUUAAAGGAUGUCGAGCAAUCGCUAGAUAAUGAGCCCCUUGCAACAGCACACCAAAGCUCCACAGAUGAUAACACAGCCAGUGAGUCUGCGAGCGAUCCAUUCUUCCAACCCAGCUUUGGUGGCUUUCCAGGCGCUGGAUUUGCACCUAGCUUUGGUGGGCCAAUAUAUCCGGGUCAAGGUUUCACUGGAGCAGGCUUCCCGGGACAGGGUUUCUCAGGACAAGGUUUUCCAGCACCAGGCUUCGCAGGACAAGGUUUCCCUGGACAAGGUUUCUCUGGACCAGGCUUCUCUGGACCAGGCUUCUCUGGACCAGGAUUCUCUGGACAAGGUUUUCCUGGCCAAAGUUUUCCGGGUGCAGGUUUCCCAGGGCAGGGCUUUUCGGGAGCUACCUUCCCUGGCCAAGGUUUCCCAGCACAGGGCUUCCCGGGAGCAGUUUUUCCUGGACAGGGUUUCUCUGGCCAAGGCUUUCCAGGACCUGGCUUUCCGGGAGCUGGAUUUCCCGGCACAGGUUUCCCAGGUCAAGGCUUCCCAUCACAAGGGGGCGGUUUCCCCGGCAUACCAUACCAAACAGCUUCACAACAACAGUCUGGCGGCGAUUUCAACACACCACAGCCCAUAGACGGCCUCAACACUCGUGUGCUUACGACGCGCAUAGCCAGCGAUACAGUGUAUGGCGCAAAUGGUGGUUAUGUCUACGACAAGCCCAAAUAAUUUUUUUCUCAAUCCUAUUUUGGAAUUGCCUUUACUUUAAAAUGAUUUUUUAAUGCUAAUUUUUGCAUAGUUCGAGACUUUGAUUGCGCUGAAUCGAUUAGCAUAUUAUCACUCAGCGGACGAAGCAAUGCGAAAGUGUAACACUUAGACUUAUGUAAAACAUUUCUAUUUCAUUUUGCUACUUAAUAAUUUAUUUAUUUGAAUGAAUAUUAAUAUUUGUAAGGGUGUGAGUACAUCAUUAAUAAAUCAAGCAAGUUGCGUGAUGUCGAAAUAACAGUAAA
Molecule: messenger RNA, 1309 nt
Organism: Bactrocera latifrons
Lineage: Eukaryota; Metazoa; Arthropoda; Insecta; Diptera; Tephritidae
Product: elastin
Exons: 2
Coding region: 90-1028 (312 amino acids)
Source: RefSeq, a predicted model, not a curated record